Messenger RNA from Ricinus communis (castor bean), 1247 nucleotides. RefSeq names its product protein SRC2 homolog. The record is from RefSeq and is a predicted model, not a curated record. Bases 142 to 1080 code for a protein of 312 amino acids. Lineage: Eukaryota; Viridiplantae; Streptophyta; Magnoliopsida; Malpighiales; Euphorbiaceae. Gene Ontology annotation, biological process: defense response. The transcript has a single exon.
GUUACUCCUCCCAAAUAUCUCACUUCUCUGCAUCUCUCUCUCUUUCUCUCUCUCUCUCCUAGUUCUUCUCUAGUUUUCUCUAUCUCCUUAUUCUGCGCGGCACAUAAACCACCGGCGUAAAUUAGCCUCCCCUCAAACCUCAUGGCAACUUCCCGUCCACCGCCACCAAAACCGCUCGAUCUCGAUCUCACGAUAGUCUCAGCCAAGCAUCUCAAAAACGUCAACUGGAAAAAUGGGGACCUCAAAGCCUAUGCUGUCUUCUGGGUCGACCCAGACCGAAGACUUGCUACCAAAUCAGACGAUUCCGGCUCGACCCGACCCGUUUGGAACGAGCGAUUUACUCUUCCACUCUCACUCCCCCUACAUGAUUCGUAUUUCACCCUCGAGAUCUUCCAUUCCAAGCCCAGCGAAACACCGAAACCACUCGUCGGAACUCUCCGGGUCGGGUUGAAGGACUUAUUCGACCCAGAUGACUCGACCCGUAUACGAACAUUUGAGCUGACCCGACCUUCUGGUCGUCCUCAAGGUAAGAUAAGGAUAAAGAUUGGUUUUAGAGAACGGCCUUUGCCGCCGCCGCCGCCACCCCCACAGGUACAAGAUUAUCAUAUUACUCCUCCACAAAGUUAUUAUUACAAUACCGCCCCUAUGCCACCAGCCCCGCGUGACUAUAGGUAUGGGACAGCAUCACCACCACCACCACCACCAUCGCUUCAGUACUCAUCGUAUCAUCAUGACACGUAUACUGCACCAUCUCCUUAUUAUUCGGGAUACUACUCGGCCCCGCCGAUGCCACCCAGGCCUUUAUUUGACAGGAAUAACAGCGGUUAUAGUGGUGGGCCCUCUGCUCCUGUUGAUUACUCUGUUUCUGCACCCGCGUCGCCGUAUGAUCAGAGACAGAGAGGAGUAGGAGGGAAAGCAGGGUUCGGGACAGGAUUAGCUGUGGGUGCAAUUGCUGGGGCUUUAGGUGGGAUUGCAAUAGAAGAAGGAUUGAAAUAUGAAGAAGAGAAGAUUGCUGAGAGAGUUGAGCAUGACAUUGCUGGUAGCCGUGAUGAUUAUAGUGAUUAUCGCGUUGAUUAUUGAAGUUUGGUGAGGGAUCUUUAACUAAUAUAAAUUUAUGUUUGUUUUGUUUUGUGGUUUUUAAGGUAUAUAAGUAUGUGUAUGUAUAAUCUAUGUGGCAGUAUUUGGGAUGUCAAGAUUUUAGUAUUACUUGGUAUAUUUGAAGCAUCAAUAAAAACUUUGUUCUGCUA